UAAACUAUUAAAGCCAUAAAUUCUGUGUUAGUAGUAUAGAAUUCAAUAUUCGCUGCUCCAUCAAUGGUAGAAGACAAGCAGUCAUCAAAAGCAUGUGAAUAUCCUUGGAUGCUAGAACUUUAUUUAGUGAGAUGUAAUGUGUAUUAAGAAAGACACCUCACUUCAGAGUCCUGUAGGAUCCUUGAUUUUUACUAGACAAGAAGUGGACACAAGGUACCAUAGGGGAACGUAUCAUCUGAACAACAUCAUCCAAUUCUGCUGAUACAUUCAUGCUACAGCAGUGGGCGAUAGAGCAUUAUUUAUUGGUAACUUCCUUAAUAAUGCGUUUUAUGGAAUAAUAAGGGAAUGAUCCAUUUAGUAUCUACAAAUGUUCUUACACUAGCCAAGUCUUGCAGUGAUCUUGUCCUGCCAUUAAUAAAGGUGAAUGGAAAAAAGAAUGAAGCAUUGUUUGCCAUAUACCUAACAGCUUUCUUUUAAUUCUGGAACAUCAAUAGCAUUACCAAUUUAAAAGGGACACAGCUUGAAUUAUGUGAAAUUGACUUAUUUAAAAUAAAAGUCCAGUGUCUAAUAAUAGAGCAUCCUUUAAACAGUAUCCUCCUCAGAUUUUAUAAAUACUCAAAAUAACUAUAUAGAUUUUUGUUUCCUUGCUGAUGUUUGAGGGGAAACAAAAACUGACUAUACAAAGUGCUAUCAAAAUGCACAAAGUAAACACGCAAUACUUUUUUCUUUUCAUUUACAGUAAGCUUGUGUUUUACUGGUAACUGCAAUAGGUAAGCAACUUCUAGCUAUAUGACUUUUUUCAAAAAUUUUCUUAAUAUAAGCAGAAGUAGUUAAUCUUCUGUAGCCAAAUGAUCUCUUGAGUACUGUCUUAUGUUUCACAGUAUGCAUCAUCAUUAUACUCCAUAUCCGUGCUCCCUAUUUCUGUUGUGAGUUUUACCUCUGUGCGCUUGAGGAGGAAAGAUCAAACCUGUCAUCCACUGGCUAGAGGGCUUCACAUCCAGUUCUAACUUCUGUUCGGCAGCAGUGUCAGGCUAUCUCUAGAUCUGCUUUCCUUUGGUGUAUAGGAAAUCCUUUAGAAACAUUCUAAAUUUUAUGCAGAUUUGUUCCUUUCUUUAUCCCAGCUAGGAAUCAUUCUGUGUCUUCUCUUUAAGCAGCAGCUUCACUUCACUUAGAGACAAAAGCUAUGAUCCUUAUGUGCAUUUGCUCCACAGCCUUUGGUGCUGUUCCAGCUUGCAUCCUCAGCCACUGGCCCCUACCAUGGGCAUGGUAGGAGUGGUUCCCUGGAGUCUGGCACUUGAACUCAAUGAAAUAGUGCCAAUCAUGGAGAGGAGCUGUCUCCAUUCUAGCCCCCCAACUUGAUGCCACAGAAGCUGACAACUUCCAUUCACACUUCUGUGUGGUUCCAAGCUCUACCUCAGCAGAGGAUGCAUUGGUUCUUCAGAUUCUAGCCCCAGGAAAGUCCCAGGCCCACUUAAAUAGCGCUGCACCUCUGUAAACCUCAGAGUGAUACCACAGGCUCUUUUGACAACUAAGUGGGCAUCUCUACUGUUCUCUGGUCACCACAAGCCAGCUUCACUAACCACCAAUGCUCUCAUCAGCUGGAGGCAGGUGCCUUUUCCUAAAUGAUAUGGCAUCUCUCUUUAGACUGUUCUAAUAACAUGCCCAUCCUUCCUCCUCAAGCAAUGCCCCCACUUAAAAUUUUUGCACGUUUUACAAGUUUUUGUAACUUUAAUAGUUGCUAUUUAACAUUUCCCUAGUUACUGAUGGCAUAAAAAGUAUUUCAUUAUAACUGUAAUAACUGCAUUAUCCCUAGCCUGAUUCUUGGCCCUGGUCUACACUAGGACUUUAGGUCGAAUUUAGCAGCAUUAAAUAGAUGUAAACCUGCACCCGUCCACACGAUGAAGCCCUUUAUUUCGACUUAAAGGGCUCUUAAAAUCGAUUUCCUUACUCCACCCCUGACAAGUGGAUUAGCGCUUAAAUCGGCCUUGCCGGCUCGAAUUUGGGGUACUGUGGACACAAUUCGACGGUAUUGGCCUCUGGGAGCUAUCCCAGAGUGCUCCAUUGUGACCGCUCUGGACAGCACUCUCACCUCAGAUGCACUGGCCAGGGAGACAGGAAAAGAACCGCGAACUUUUGAAUCUCAUUUCCUGUUUGGCCAGCGUGACAAGCUGCAGGUGACCAUGCAGAGCUCAUCAGCACAGGUGACCAUGAUGGAGUCCCAGAAUCGCAAAAGAGCUCCAGCAUGGACCGAACGGGAGGUACGGGAUCUGAUCGCUGUUUGGGGAGAGGAAUCCGUGCUAUCAGAACUCCGUUCCAGUUUUCGAAAUGCCAAAACCUUUGUGAAAAUCUCCCAGGGCAUGAAGGACAGAGGCCAUAACAGGGACCCGAAGCAGUGCCGCGUGAAACUGAAGGAGCUGAGGCAAGCCUACCAGAAAACCAGAGAGGCGAACAGCCGCUCUGGGUCAGAGCCCCAAACAUGCCGCUUCUAUGAUGAGCUGCAUGCCAUUUUAGGGGGUUCAGCCACCACUACCCCAGCCGUGUUGUUUGACUCCUUCAAUGGAGAUGGAGGCAAUACGGAAGCAGGUUUUGGGGACGAAGAAGAUGAUGAUGAGGAGGAGGUUGUAGAUAGCUCACAGCAAGCAAGUGGAGAAACCGGUUUUCCCGACAGCCAGGAACUGUUUCUCACCCUAGACCUGGAGCCAGUACCCCCGAACCCACCCAAGGCUGCCUCCUGGACCCAGCAGGCGGAGAAGGGACCUCUGCUGCAUGUGUUUCAAUGAUCACAGGAUCUUCUCCUUCCCAGAGGCUAGUGAAGCUUAGAAAGAAAAAAAAAAUGCACUCACGAUGAAAUGUUCUCCGAGCUCAUGCUGUCCUCCCACACUGACAGAGCACAGACAAAUGCGUGGAGGCAAAUAAUGUCAGAGUGCAGGAAAGCACAAAAUGACCGGGAGGAGAGGUGGCGGGCUGAAGAGAGUAAGUGGCGGGCUGAAGAGAGUAAAUGGCGGGCUGAAGACAGGGCUGAAGCUCAAAUGUGGCGGCAGCGUGAUGAGAGGAGGCAGGAUUCAAUGCUGAGGCUGCUGCAGGACCAAACCAGUAUGCUCCAGUGUAUGGUUGAGCUGCAGCAAAGGCAGCUGGAGCACAGACUGCCACUGCAGCCCCUCUGUAACCAACCACCCUCCUCCCCAAGUUCCAUAGCCUCCACACCCAGACGCCCAAGAACGCGGUGGGGGGGCCUCCGGCCAACCAGCCACUCCACCACAGAGGAUUGCCCCAA
Molecule: messenger RNA, 3274 nt
Organism: Caretta caretta (loggerhead turtle)
Lineage: Eukaryota; Metazoa; Chordata; Testudines; Cheloniidae
Source: RefSeq, a predicted model, not a curated record